AUGGCUUCUAAAAAAAGGAAGUUAGCAGAAGAAAAUAGGGUAUUUAACGAUGCAUGGACAGAUUUAUACUUUUUUAUUAAUUGCAAUGGCAAACCGCUAUGCUUAAUAUGCCAAAAAACCCUUACUAUACAAAAGGAAUAUAAUGUCAAACGCCACUAUGAUAGCGAGCAUAAAGCUAAAUUUGCAUGCGUAGUGGGUGAAUCACGAAAAAAUAAAAUUAACGCACUGAAAUCUUCAGUUAAGAAUCAACAAAAUGUUUUUAAGGUUCAAGUACAAAGUAACGAGUCGAAUAUACGUGCAAGUUUAAGGGUAGCGGAAAUUCUUGCGAAGUCUGGCCGACCAUUUACCGACAGCGAACUUAUAAAACAAUGUGCUUUAGUCAUGGCUGAGGAGGUGUGCCCCGACCUAAAAAAAAAAUUUGAAAAUAUAAGUCUUUCUGCAAGAACGUGUACCCGGCGAACUGAAGAUUUGGGCGAUAAUUUAUGUCAGCAACUCCGGGAAAAAGCACAACAAUUUGAAUGGUUCUCUUUAGCUACCGAUGAAAGUAAUUAUGUUACUGAUACUGCCCAGCUUUUAAUAUUUGUUCGCGGAAUCGAUAAGAACUUUAAUGUCUAUGAGGAGCUUUUACAUUUAUGUAGUUUGAAGGGCACGACUACCGGAGAAGAUUUGUUUUGUAACUUAGAACAAGCGCUAGUAUCAAUGCAAUUACCAUGGGAAAAAUUGGUAAGUGUUACAACUGACGGAGGCAGGAACAUGAGUGGACAAAAUAAGGGUUUGGUAGGUAGAAUCAAAUCGAAACUGGCAGAGAUAGGAUGUGCCAUCCCAUUAUUUUUCCAUUGCAUCAUCCACCAAGAAGCGUUAUGUUCCAAGGUCGUAUCAUGGAAAGAAGUAAUGGACAUCGUGGUAUCGACUGUAAACUACAUCAGAAAAAAUGGAUUGACUCAUCGUCAAUUUCAACAGUUUCUGUCAGAUACGGAAGCAAAUCAUCGAGAUGUUGUUUAUUAUUCUGAAGUGCGAUGGUUAAGUAGAGGCGCAGUGCUAAAAAGAUUUUUUGAUCUCAGAAAAGAAAUCAAUACUUUUAUGAAUGAAAAAGGCAAAUCUAUUCCAGAGCUGACAGACACUCAAUGGUUAAUAGACCUUGGAUUUUUGACAGAUGUAACUCAUGAAUUAAAUACGCUAAAUGUAAGGCUUCAAGGUAAAAAAAAACUAAUUUCUGAUAUGUACACAGACGUAAAAGCAUUUCAAAUGAAAAUUAAACUCUUUAUAAAACAUAUUGACGAAAAAAAGUUGGAUCAUUUUCCGAAUUGUAAAGAGGCUGUUGAGGAAGCUGGAAUUAAUUUUCAUUGGAAAAUUGAUAAAAUGAAGGAUAUUUUAAUACAACUGCAAUCUCAAUUCAGCGACAGAUUUUGUGAUUUUGAAAAAGUUUCAAGUAAACUGAAGGUGUUUGCAAACCCUUUUUCAUGUGAUAUUGAGGAAGUACCGAGUAAUUUACAAAUGAACAUGAUUGAUCUCCAGUCUAAUGAUGUUCUUAAAAGCACUUUCUAUGAACUCAAAGAUCUUGUUAAGUUUUAUGGUAGCUUGCCUUCUGAUUUUGACGAAUUGAAAAAGUUUGCUCAGCAGUUCAUUACAAUUUUUGGUAGCACUUAUUUAUGCGAACAAACUUUUUCAAUUGUCAAUUACAGAAAAAAUAAAUGUGCAUCUCGUCUCACAGAUGAGCAUUUGAGAGCCAUUCUACGAAUUGCAACUACAAAUAUGACAGCUAACAUACAAGAAAUAGCCUCCCAAAUACAACCUCAGACAUCACACUGA
Molecule: messenger RNA, 1809 nt
Organism: Parnassius mnemosyne (clouded apollo)
Lineage: Eukaryota; Metazoa; Arthropoda; Insecta; Lepidoptera; Papilionidae
Source: the annotation of a GenBank genome assembly